Onthophagus taurus is the source of this 1222-nucleotide messenger RNA. RefSeq names its product Na(+)/H(+) exchange regulatory cofactor NHE-RF1. Gene Ontology annotation, molecular function: protein binding; protein-membrane adaptor activity. Gene Ontology annotation, biological process: protein localization to plasma membrane. Gene Ontology annotation, cellular component: apical plasma membrane. Lineage: Eukaryota; Metazoa; Arthropoda; Insecta; Coleoptera; Scarabaeidae. The record is from RefSeq and is a predicted model, not a curated record.
GAAACAGAAGCUGAUUUACCAUUGUUCGCGUUUCAAAAGAAUUGUUCAAAACAUUAGAAACUUUUUCAAAACCGUAGUGUAAUUUUUUUAUUACGGAUUGAAAAAGAUUUAGAUAGCAUCGAACUGCGUAACUUAUCGUGUAUAAAUAAUUCCUUAUCGCACAAUGGAAUUUAUUAAAAAAUGGCAUAUUUAAAUAAAAGUUUGACGGGAAAAAUUGACGAGUUUCGGUUAUAAGGUAAUUUCCUGCCGCGGCGGUAACACAGUGGUAGGAGAAAACUGACGCAGUCCGAAACGACACGACCAGUUACCACUUCUACCUGCCGGGAGUGAGUCGAUUCAGCAGUACACCUGCUGCAAGUGUAAUCAAAACAUGCCAAAAGGUGCAUAACGUGGUCAAAAUUAUUCAACACAACCUCAAUAAAUUAUUAAAAAAAAGAAUAAACUGAAAAAAUAGAAGAUGUCGAAGAUAAAUGGUAAUAACGCGCGCUUGUGUCACAUCGUCAAACGGGACCACUUCGAUGGUUACGGUUUUAACUUACAUGCCGAAAAAGGCAAGUCGGGUCAAUAUAUCGGCAAAGUAGACAAGGAUUCUCCGGCUGAAGCAGCCGGCUUAAGACAAGGCGACAGAAUCUUGGAGGUGAACGGUGUCCCAAUCGCAAAUAAGACGCACAAACAGGUGGUUGAAGCGAUUAAGGCCGAACAAGACGAAACGAAGUUGUUGGUAAUCGAUCCAGACGACGAGGAUAGACCUGAUGUAACGAAAACGCCGGAGAAGUCAUCGCCGAAGGAAGAAAAUAAGAAGGGAAACCAAGAAGCUAACGGUCCCCUUAAUCUCAACAUGACGGCAGCUGAGUUGAGGGCCACGUUGGCGUCGAAGAAGAAAUUCGAUCCGAAGAAAGAGUCUAUGGACUUUAAGAAAAAGUUUGAUAUAGUGCAGAAAUUAUAGUGAUUUAAAUAAAUUUUUUCGUUUUAUAUCUACUUGGUAAGAUAUUUAGUUAACAGUUAUAUAUUAAUUUGUAGACUUAACUUUUUAACAAAAAAAUAAUGUAUAACUAAAUUCGUGGUUGUCGCGAACGACCUUCGACUGCCUAUUACCACAUUAUUGUAUACCCGGAAAAUUCCUCGAAUCCCGGAUUGGUAUCGCUACUUUUUUAUUAUUAAUCGGCGAUCGUCAGGAUGUGUCAUUAUGCGUUACGUGUUUAAAUAAAGUUUAUUUUUCGAA